Messenger RNA from Aspergillus ochraceoroseus IBT 24754, 2157 nucleotides. Its product is annotated as MCM DNA helicase complex subunit MCM5. Gene Ontology annotation, biological process: DNA replication; DNA replication initiation; double-strand break repair via break-induced replication. The transcript is spliced from 4 exons. Gene Ontology annotation, molecular function: DNA replication origin binding; ATP binding; single-stranded DNA helicase activity. The record is from RefSeq and is a predicted model, not a curated record. Gene Ontology annotation, cellular component: nucleus; MCM complex. Bases 1 to 2157 code for a protein of 718 amino acids. Lineage: Eukaryota; Fungi; Ascomycota; Eurotiomycetes; Eurotiales; Aspergillaceae.
AUGGACAGGCGUACACCUUAUACUUUGAGUGUUCUUGCUCCUAGCACUGAUGGCGCUGAAGAGUCUCGCACACAAAUCCAGGCUCGUUUGCGAGAGUUUGUGUUGGAGUUCCAGCUGGAUAAUGCUUUCAUCUACCGAGAUCAACUUCGACAGAAUGUCCUCGUCAAGCAGUACUACUGUGACAUAGAUAUCGCGCACUUGAUUUCGUACAAUGAGGAAUUGGCCCACAAGCUCACCACCGAACCUGCAGAUAUUAUCCCUCUUUUUGAAGGAGCUCUGCAGCAGUGUACUCAGCGAAUUGUGUACCCUUCUCAAAGAGAUAUCGUACUUCCGAGUCAUCAACUCCUCCUCCAUUCAUCUGCAUCCCACAUUUCGAUUCGUGACUUGAACGCGACAAACAUCUCCAACCUGGUUCGUAUCCCAGGAAUCGUAAUUGGCGCCUCCACAAUCUCUUCCAAGGCAACAACCGUCCACAUCCGCUGCAAGAAUUGUGAUCACAGCGAGAAUAUUCGGGUCGAAGGUGGAUUUUCGGGUCUCACGUUCCCCAGACGGUGUGGCCGUGAACACCAACCCGGUGAAGCCCCUAGCGAGCAAUGUCCCCUCGACCCCUAUGUUGUUGUUCACGAGAGAUGCCAGUUUGUGGACCAGCAGGUGCUUAAGCUUCAGGAGGCUCCUGACCAAGUUCCUGUGGGGGAGCUCCCUCGACAUGUUCUAAUUUCAGCCGAUCGAUAUCUCGCCAACCGAGUUGUCCCCGGCUCCCGAUGCACAGUUAUGGGGAUAUUUUCUAUCUAUCAAAAGGGAGGAAAGAAAGAUGGUGCUGUAGCGAUCCGUAACCCGUACCUCCGGGCGGUCGGUAUCACGACAGAUUUAGAUCACACCGCAAAGGGCAGCGCUAUCUUCUCAGAAGAAGAGGAGCAGGAAUUCCUCGAGCUGAGCCGUCGUCCUGACCUAUACGAUGCGCUCGCCAGAAGUAUUGCGCCGUCGAUUUAUGGAAAUCUCGACAUCAAAAAGUCUAUUGUAUGCUUGCUCAUGGGCGGGUCCAAAAAGAUUCUUCCCGACGGCAUGAAGCUUCGUGGGGAUAUCAAUGUUCUACUUCUUGGAGAUCCGGGUACCGCCAAGUCGCAGCUGCUCAAGUUUACGGAAAAGGUCGCCCCAAUCGCCAUCUACACGUCGGGUAAGGGAUCGUCUGCCGCUGGUCUUACUGCAUCGGUCCAGCGUGACGCAGCUACGCGGGAGUUUUACCUUGAAGGCGGUGCAAUGGUGCUCGCAGACGGCGGUGUUGUGUGUAUUGACGAGUUCGACAAAAUGAGAGACGAAGACCGAGUUGCCAUCCACGAAGCCAUGGAGCAGCAAACUAUCUCUAUUGCCAAAGCCGGUAUUACUACAAUCCUAAACUCCCGAACCUCUGUUUUGGCUGCUGCCAAUCCGGUCUUUGGUCGGUACGAUGACCUCAAGACUCCUGGUGAAAAUAUCGAUUUUCAGACCACCAUUUUGUCACGUUUCGAUAUGAUCUUCGUUGUUCGCGACGACCACGAGCGCAGCCGGGACGAGAACAUCGCGCGGCACGUGAUGGGAGUGCACAUGGGGGGAAGAGGUGUCGAGGAGCAGGUCGAGGCUGAGGUUCCCCUGGACAAGAUGAAGCGGUACAUCAGCUACUGCCGCAGCCGGUGCGCCCCUCGUCUGUCCCCCGAAGCAGCAGAGAAGCUGUCAUCGCAUUUCGUUUCCAUCCGAAAGCAAGUCCACCGUGCGGAACUCGACGCCAACGCGCGGUCCUCGAUUCCCAUCACAGUCCGUCAACUCGAGGCCAUUGUUCGUAUCACCGAGUCUCUGGCUAAGCUGAGCUUGUCGCCCAUUGCAACGGAGGCACAUGUCGAUGAAGCGAUCCGCAUCUUCCUUGCGUCUACCAUGGACGCCAUCACGCAGGGGGAGGGCCAGGGAAGCAAGGAGAUGAUGGAGGAAGUGUCGAAGAUUGAAGACGAAUUGAAGCGCCGACUUCCGAUCGGAUGGAGCACGAGUCUUGCGACAUUGCGGCGGGAAUUCGUCGACGGCCGAGGCUACACCGAGCAGGCUCUGAAUCGGGCUGUGAUCGUGCUGCAACGUAGGGGUACCAUUCAGAUCCGAUCUGGAGGAUCGCAAGUAUACCGACAGGGUGUAUAG